This is a messenger RNA of Microplitis mediator, 1300 nucleotides long. RefSeq names its product tissue inhibitor of metalloproteinase-like. The record is from RefSeq and is a predicted model, not a curated record. Gene Ontology annotation, biological process: negative regulation of endopeptidase activity; negative regulation of membrane protein ectodomain proteolysis. The transcript is spliced from 4 exons. The coding region runs from base 158 to 589 and encodes 143 amino acids. NCBI's taxonomy places the organism in Eukaryota, Metazoa, Arthropoda, Insecta, Hymenoptera, Braconidae. Gene Ontology annotation, molecular function: metalloendopeptidase inhibitor activity; protease binding. Gene Ontology annotation, cellular component: extracellular matrix.
UAAUAAAAAUAAAAUUAUCUAUAACAUGAAGAAACGGAAUAAAUACAUAAUGAAGAUGUUAUUUCGAAUAGUUAUCAUUCAUCAAAGUUAAUCUAUACUGAUUUAGUAAAAUCUUUAAAUAAGAAAUUAUUUGUUGAAGAUUUUCAAAUCAUCAAAAAUGAAAGAAUUUUUGUUAUUAUUUUUUUUGGGUUCAUUGAUAAUUGAAUAUACAAAUGGAUGCAGUUGUCGCGAUUUAUCACUUCAACAUUUGUUCUGCAAUGCUGACUUCGUUAUUAAAAUACAACUUAAGGACAUUGCGAAAAUGGAAGAGUCAGGAAAAUAUAUAUAUCAUGUUGAUAUAUCAGAAACUUACAGAGCUACUGAUGAAGCAGAAAAAGCACUCAAAGUUAAAUUUUUGGUAACUACUCCAUUCGAUGGAAUGUGCGGUCUUGAUCUUCGGAGCGAUCACGUAGCUAUUGUCGGAGGAAACCUAAGAGAUGGAACACCGGAAAUUAGUAUCUGUGAUUUGCAUAUAGAAAAUUCCGAAAAAAUGGAAGCUGAAUAUGUUAACCUUCGAGAAAAUUUUCCUAAAAAUUGCACGGCAUCGUAAGCUAAUUAAAUUUUUUAUUGUGCAAGAAAUAAAUUAUAAAUUCCGCAAUUUGGUAGAAACAAAAUUUUGAAUGCUGAAUGUUAUAAUCAGGACAUGGCUGGUGGUUAUCGAAUAAAUAAGCUUCUAUUUUUUAAAAAUUAAUUAAUAAAAUUUUAAUACUGUUAUCGCAGUUCAAGGUCAUUGAAUUUUUCUAAAAGUGGGGGGGCUCUGUCGGAGAAUGCCCUUAAUUGAUAUUGUUAUUUAUUAUAUUUAAGAAAUUUUAAAUUGUGAGGUUAUACCGUUAUUCUCUAAUAAUUUACAUUAUAUUAAUAAAAUUAAUUUGAAUAAAAUCGCAUACUGUACAUACAUUUUUUUUUUUAUUUCAAUUACAUUAAAAUUGAUUUCUUUUUGUUUUCAUAUUUAAUAUCUAUGGAGAUAAAUUAUGCCAAGUAGAAUUUAUUAAAUAAGUAGAUGUCUAUCAGUUUGACAACUGAAGUGUUUGAUAAAUAAUUCAGCGUUUAAAUUAUUCAUUAUAAUGACUAAAUUUCGAGAAAAGGAUAGUACGUUGAUUUGUUUGAAACACUCGCACAGGACUUGAGCAAAAUUGCUACUGGAAAAAAUUCUUACCCCACCACUGCCAUUUUCGGGGCUGCGCAUGCGUUGAACAGUAAUCUAGUGGUGGGCAAGUAAAAAUCGUAACUGUAUCUUGAACCGCUAAAUUUAUAGAUGCCA